Molecule: messenger RNA, 270 nt
Organism: Saprolegnia diclina VS20
Lineage: Eukaryota; Oomycota; Saprolegniomycetes; Saprolegniales; Saprolegniaceae
Exons: 1
Molecular function (GO): oxidoreductase activity; FMN binding
Source: RefSeq, a predicted model, not a curated record
AUGCCUGCCAACAACCUCUUUACGCCCCUCAAGCUCGGCCGCCUCGAGCUCGCCAACCGCAUUCUCAUGGCACCGCUCACGCGCUGCCGUGCGACGCCCGGCGACCACAUCCCGACCGACGCCAUGAUCCAGCACUACGCGGACCGCGCUGCCGCUGGCCUCAUCAUUGCCGAGUGCUCGAUGAUCGCGCCCAAGACGUCGGCCUUCUACUCGGAUCCUGGUGUCUAUGCGCCCGAGCAGUUGGCGGUGUGGAAGAAGAUCACGGACGCG